Vigna angularis (adzuki bean) is the source of this 453-nucleotide messenger RNA. RefSeq lists its product as uncharacterized. The coding region runs from base 198 to 383 and encodes 61 amino acids. The transcript has a single exon. NCBI's taxonomy places the organism in Eukaryota, Viridiplantae, Streptophyta, Magnoliopsida, Fabales, Fabaceae. The record is from RefSeq and is a predicted model, not a curated record.
UGGGGGCAGAAAAGUAUCCGUUGAAAAAUUGAACGUUAAUCCCUUCAUCACAGAACAGAGCAGAAUCCGAUACCAGACCCACCUGCUAUGAAUAAAUGCUCCCUCUUAUUCUUUCCCUACUCAACUCAUCCACACUGAAUUCAGAAAAGAAAAGCAAGUAAUUAAGAAGAAGAAGAAGAAGAAGAAGAAGAUCGAAGAUGGGUAUGGUGGUUGUGAUCUCUCUCCCUUUCAUAAUCUUCUGCUUCCUUCUUGGAUUUGGAUGUUUCUUUUUUGGAAAAGCAAGAGGAAGGAGAGAGAUGCAGAGCAACCCACAAGUUUAUGGAAUGCCAGCUCCACCCCCAGGCGCUUCUCCUGUCAAGCCAGAAAACACUCAUAAUGUUUGAUUCACUCCAUUUCUCUCUUCUGUUUGCACAAAUAUACCUCAUAUAUAUGUAUUUCCUUCUUCUUCUUCUA